CUGCGGGUGUACUUGUAAAUAAAGCUUGUGGGGAAAAAAAAAAAACUUUCUCCAAAGUGCAGCUGCCACAGGCUUGGAGUGAUUGCAGUGAGCUGGGAUUGAGGUGUCUUGUGGAUUUUGUCCACUACAAAGAAAUUAAAAUGCCAGAAAAUCUAAACACAGGUACUGUUACAGUAGAUAAGGCCCAGGUCCUCUUGAUUGCAGAACGACUUCAGAAAAAACUGAAAGACAAGGGGGACCUUUCUCACCAUGAUAAAAUGGGUAUUUUGAGGGACACUCUAAAUAGUCCUCUAUUUAACCAAAUUUUAACAGUGCAGCAGUCAAUAAAACAACUAAAGGAGCAGCUCAACCGAAUGCCAGCUGACCGCUCUGCAGAAUUUGAUUUCACAAAGAAAGGUUUAUUGGUAUUUGAAGCUGACUCUUCUGCACACUUUGGGAACAAGAGCAACUCUUUGUCCUUUGACAACUUUGUUUCAUCUCGAUUACCUCUUGUUAGUCCUUACCCAGAAGGAGAUGAGUUUAACAGAAAACUUCAACAGAUGGCAGGGGGCAGGCAAAUUGAGUAUAUAGAUAUAGAGAAACCUACUGUAGGAGGCCUUGGAUUUAGUGUGGUAGCACUCAAGAAUCCUACUGUAGGAGAGGCUGGAGUAUUUAUCAGAGAAGUGCAACCAGGAAGCAUCGCCGACAGGGAUGGAAGGCUUAAGGAGAAUGACCAGAUAUUGGCUAUUAAUUAUACACCGAUAGAUAUGAGCGUAUCCCACCAAGACUCCAUAGCAAUGCUUCAGCACUCAUCUGGAUGCAUACGAUUAGUUGUUGCAAAAGCACCGGUUCUAAACAACAAUCAAGCAUCAAUUAGUAAUCUUGAUAACCAGAUCCAUUGGGGCCAUGUGGAAGACAUUGAACUCAUUAAUGAUGGUUCAGGAUUAGGCUUUGGAAUCGUGGGCGGAAAAGCAAGUGGUGUAAUUGUCAGAACAAUUGUACCUGGGGGAUUGGCUGAUCGGGAUGGGAGAUUGAGAACAGGAGACCACAUCUUACAAAUAGGGGACACUAACGUCCAAGGAAUGGCAAGUGAUCAGGUUGCUCAGGUUCUGAGAAACUGUGGAAAUUCAGUUAGAAUGGUAGUGGCCAGAGAUCCUGUUGGGGAAAGCCCCUCAAAGCCUCCAGCACCAACAACUCUGCCAGUGGGUUCAUUACCUCCUAAAGAUGCUAAGGGUAAUGACAAUGAAAAUGCUGAUAAUGAAUAUGACAUUAAACUUACAAAAAAAGAAGGACAGAGUCUCGGCAUAACAGUAGUUGGUUAUACUGGAGCAUUUACUGGUGGUUCUUCAGGAAUUUAUGUUAAAAGCAUAAUACCAGGUAGUGCUGCUGAUCAAAGUGGAUGUAUUCAAGUUCAAGACCGAAUCAUAGCUGUUGAUGGUGUAAACAUCCAAGAAUACUCAAAUCAAGAUGUAGUUGCAGCUUUACGCAAUACUGGACAAACAGUCCACCUCACAUUGUCAAGGAACAAAGAACCUCUUGAACUGGUUGCCAAAGAAAAAUCCGUUGUUAGAGCAGUGCCAGAACUUCCUGCUGACCCACCAGUGACUGAAAUAAACAAGUCUCCUGUUAAUGAGGGAAACCAGGAACAAGCUGAUAACUACAAAAAUGAGAUGAGGACAGGUCCGUCAAACAAAUCUCCUCAAACAAAUUCAUUAAAAUCUAAGUGGGAGCAACGCCUUGGUUCAGAUUAUCUUGUUAUGGUUGUUAAUCUGGAUCCCAAGAUUGAUGAUGAUGCUGAACUGCAGAAAUACUCAAAGCUUCUUCCUAUUCAUACCAUGAGAUUAGGAGUGGAACUCGAUUCCUUUGAUGGCCACCAUUACAUAUCAUCCAUUGCCCCAGAAGGACCAGUUGCCAAACUUGGAAUUUUACAGCCUGAAGAUGAACUGUUAGAGGUAAACGGAGUGCAACUUUAUGGAAAAUCCCGCCGAGAAGCAGUUUCAUUUUUAAAAGAAGUGCCUCCUCCUUUCACACUGGCUUGUUGUCGCCGUUUGAUUGAUGAUGAAAAUGAGACAUUUGUAGAUGAACCUAGUACUUUGAAUACUGAAGAUAAUAAGAACGAAAUUUCUAUUUCAAAAGAUGAAGACCAAACUGUCCAGUCGCAAGAGAGAAGCAACAGUGAAUAUGUACUACCAUUAGGGGACCUGGUAACUGAGGAGGAUGAUGGAGAGUUGGCAAUGUGGUCAUCAGAAGUAAAAGUUGUAGAGCUGGAGAAGGACAGUAGGGGGCUAGGAUUCAGCAUAUUGGACUACCAGGAUCCUUUAGAUCCAGCAAGGACCGUCCUUGUGAUUCAGUCUCUGGUAUCAAAUGGGGUGGCAGAAACAAGUGGCCUGAUUUUACCUGGUGACCGUUUGGUCUUUGUAAAUGAAAAUUACAUGGACAAUGCUUCAUUGGAAGAUGCUGUGCAAAUAUUGACAACUGUGCCACCUGGAAGGACAACCUUAGGCAUUUGCAAGCCAUUGGUGGGUAGCAUUAAAGAAGAAAAAGAUAUAUAUGCAAAUUUGGAAGAUCUUGAAGACAACACAGAUUCUGCAGCUACAGAUUCAAUGAAUCUUGAUGUUUUUCAUAAAUACAAAGAGGAGGUAUUCAUUCAGGACGAACAAGAGGAACUUGUUGAUGAACCAUCAUCGUUGACUAUGGGAAGACCAUUCAACAUAGAGUACAAUAAAGCUGGCUCUUUGCAAGAGUCUUGGGAAAUGCAGGAAUUGGAGGGAUAUGGUGGAGAAAGAGAGAUGCUUGUGGAUGAGGACUACACUGAACAAGAACAGUUGUCUGAGGACAAUGGGCAGUACUUUCUGCAGUAUAAAGGAAUAACAAAAGAUCCUGGCUGUAGCCAACCGUGGAUGGAAGACAUACAUAUGGAUUCUGGACUUAUGAACCUUAAACUUGGAACACAGGAAGAUAUUCUCCACAAUCAGGAUGACUUGACAGGAGUUAGUCAAGAUAAUAUUUACAGCCUUAAAGAACCUGGCAUAGUAUUUGAUCCAGAUGCAAUUGCUCAACAGAAAGACCAUGAAGCGAUAGAAGAUUAUACUAGGACCAUGCACCAAAAAUCCCCACGUAAUCAUUUGGUCUCCUCUAAUGAAUUGCCUGAGAGAGAAGAAGGAGAAGGAGAAGAAACUCCAACUUUCAGUCACUGGGGUCCCCAUCGCACCGUUGAAAUUUGGAAAGAACCUCAGGUUUCCCUUGGAAUUAGUAUUGUUGGUGGACAGUCAAUUAUAAAGCGUCUUAAGAAUGGAGAAGAGCUAAAGGGCAUCUUUAUUAAGCAAGUGCUGGAGAAUAGCCCUGCAGGAAGAACAAAUGCUUUGAAAACAGGAGACAAAAUACUUGAAGUCUCAGGUGUAGACUUAAACAAUGCCACCCAUGAAGAAGCAGUUGAAGCUAUCAAAAAUUCAGGAAAUCCAGUGGUUUUUGUUAUUCAGAGUUUAUCACCAACACCAAGGUUAAUAAAUGUUGGAAAUACAAAGACAUCAAAAUACGAAAAAGCAAGUACAGACGUAACAGUUAAGACUGUGUCUCCUGUUCAUUUCACUGGAGGUCCCCCACCUAUGAAGUUGCCCCCUCCAUACAAAGAAUCUUCUGAUUCUCUACCAUUGGAAAUGAAACCAGAGGAAGACAGCGAUGAUAAAAUAAGACAAAGAUAUGCUGACCUCCCUGGAGAUUUGCAUAUUAUUGAACUUGAAAAGGAUAAAAAUGGACUUGGACUCAGCCUGGCUGGUAACAAAGACCGUUCUCGCUUGAGCAUAUUUGUUGUAGCAAUAAACCCAGAUGGACCUGCAGGACGAGAUGGGAGAGUUCAUGUUGGUGAUGAACUCUUGGAGAUCAACAAUCAGAUCAUUUUCGGAAAAAGCCACCAGAAUGCGUCUGCAAUUAUAAAAGGAGCCCCUUCAACACUCAAGUUGGUGUUUAUAAGAAAUAAAGAUGCUGUUCAGCAGAUGGCUGUUAAUCCAGAUCCAUUGCCAGAGAGUUCUCUAUCAGAUCAGGAACAGUGUGGACUUCCCAGCAAUGUAGAAGAAACUAGUUCUAGAGGCAUCAUGACCAAUGUAACAGAGUCUGAGGCACAAGCUCCUGUUGUCAACCAACUAAAAUACUCCAAGAGUGGUACAAAGAACUCUUCUGAUUCACUGGAUGUGUCAUUGACAUCAGCUCCUCCUUAUCUCCCAGCAGAAUCAGACAUCAGCAGUUAUAGAAACAUGCCCUCUCCUUUGCCUUCAUUUGAUCCAGCAACAUGCCCAAUUAUUCCUGGUCAGGAAAUGACUAUUGAAAUCUCCAAAGGUCGGUCAGGUCUUGGUCUAAGCAUUGUUGGUGGGAAAGAUACCCCACUUGAAGCUAUAGUUAUACAUGAAGUGUAUGAAGAAGGGGCUGCAGCCAGAGAUGGAAGACUUUGGGCUGGAGAUCAGAUUUUAGAAGUUAAUGGGGUGGAUCUGAGGAAUGCCUCUCAUGAGGAUGCAAUCACAGCUCUAAGACAAACCCCUCAGAAAGUACAGCUAACUGUAUACAGAGAUGAAGCCCAGUAUAAGGAUGAGGAAAAUCUUGACAUCUUCCAUGUAGAUCUACAAAAGAAAGCUGGUAGAGGACUUGGGCUGAGCAUUGUGGGUAAAAGAAAUGGAAGUGGAGUGUUUAUUUCCGACAUUGUGAAAGGAGGGGCUGCAGAUGUUGAUGGACGGUUAAUGCAAGGUGACCAGAUUAUGUCAGUUAAUGGAGAAGACAUGCGGAAUGCCUCUCAAGAGAUUGUAGCAACUGUGCUAAAGUGUGCUCAAGGACUUGUGCAUUUAGAGAUUGGAAGACUUCGAGUUGGAUCUUGGAUGACAUCCAGAAAAACCUUUCAAGCUAGUGAGAUCAACCAAAAGAGUUCCCAUGGUGGUCUUCCUCCAUCAUUAAAUCCUGUUAAUUCCAACAUGCAAGACUUUGCUAGCUCCAAGAAAUCUUCUACAGACUCAUCCCAAAGAUAUUCUGGCACAGAAAUGGAGCCACGAACUGUGGAAAUAAAUAGAGGUCCUUAUGAUGCUCUUGGAAUCAGUAUUGCAGGAGGGAAAGGCAGCCCAUUGGGAGAUAUUCCCGUUUUUGUUGCCAUGAUUCAAGCUAGCGGUGUAGCAGCUCGGACACACAAAUUAAAAGUUGGAGAUCGGCUUGUCAGUAUUAACCAACAACCACUGGAUGGGCUGUCGCAUGCGGAAGUGGUGAAUAUCCUGAAGCAUGCAUUUGGAACUAUUGUUUUGCAGGUUGUGGCAGACACAAAUAUUAGUGCAAUUGCAAGCCAGUUGGAAAGCAUGUCUUUGGGCCAGGGAGUAAACAGUGAGCACCAGGUGGAAGAUGGAGAAUCACCUGUACCAAAAACUAUUCAUUUGGAGAAGGGCGCAGAUGGCCUUGGGUUCAGCAUUGUAGGUGGUUAUGGAAGUCCACAAGGAGAUCUGCCAAUUUAUGUCAAAACAAUAUUUUCAAAGGGAGCAGCUGUGGCUGAUGGGAGGCUGAAACGGGGAGACCAGAUUUUAUCGGUUAAUGGCGAGAGCUUAGAGGGUGUCACUCAUGAUGAAGCAGUUGGAAUUUUAAAGAAUCAAAGAGGAAAUGUAACGUUAAGUGUUUUGUCAUAGUCUUUAACCAUUCUAUGAAUUGGUUUCCUUAAUCACU
Messenger RNA from Xenopus laevis (African clawed frog), 5664 nucleotides. It is a transcript of the gene patj.L, whose product is annotated as PATJ, crumbs cell polarity complex component L homeolog. The transcript is spliced from 45 exons. The record is from RefSeq and is a predicted model, not a curated record. NCBI's taxonomy places the organism in Eukaryota, Metazoa, Chordata, Amphibia, Anura, Pipidae. The coding region runs from base 141 to 5627 and encodes 1828 amino acids.